UGGCGCUCAGCAGCGAAAGACUGAGGUGCCGUUACUGCUAACUGAAGCUGGCUGUUCUGUCCCGCCUUACGACCGUUUAACCCCCUCGCUUCUAAACUUAACCGAAUGGGGUGCGGAAAGCCUGUCGGUUCGCUGCAGUAGUCGCGUGUGUUGAGUGUCCAGCGUGAAUCCAGUGUCCGAAGGGUCAAUCCGCCUCAUUGCAGCCGCUAGAGCCGCUGCUGGAAUCAAACAGAUCCACAAUGGCGACUCCCAGUCCCAGCACCAAUUCACCAACUAGCGCUGCGGGAUCCGCCUUACACACGCAACACUUAACGACAAUGAGCAACAUGCAGGAUUCCAAUACAUGCUGGAGGUGUCAGAAUGAAACAGGAUUUCAGAUCAAUCUGUCUGGAGUAACCCAAAGUAAACGCAAAGCACUUAAGUUAAACUUUGCGAAUCCGCCAGUCAAACCGACCGCACGACUCCCCAUCACGACGGCUAACCCUCCGUUCCAGAAUCCACACAUAGAACGGCUGCGGACACACAGCAUCGAGUCCUCAGGGAAGCUGAAGAUUUCUCCAGAGCAGCAUUGUGACUUCACGGCCGAGGACCUCAAGGACCUGGGGGAGAUUGGGAGAGGAGCGUACGGAUCCGUCAACAAGAUGGUGCACAAACCCAGUGGACAGAUCAUGGCUGUCAAGCGGAUUCGCUCCACUGUGGAUGAGAAGGAGCAGAAACAGCUUCUGAUGGAUUUAGAUGUAGUGAUGAGGAGCAGCGACUGCCCGUAUAUUGUCCAGUUCUACGGAGCCCUGUUCAGAGAGGGUGACUGCUGGAUAUGUAUGGAACUAAUGUCUACCUCCCUCGACAAAUUCUACAAAUAUGUAUAUUGUGCAUUAGAUGAUGUCAUUCCAGAGGAAAUAUUAGGCAAAAUUACAUUAGCAACUGUGAAAGCACUGAAUCACUUGAAAGAAAACUUGAAAAUAAUCCACAGAGACAUCAAACCCUCCAACAUUCUCCUGGAUAGAAACGGCAACAUUAAGCUGUGCGAUUUUGGCAUCAGCGGGCAGCUGGUCGACUCCAUCGCCAAGACCAGAGAUGCCGGCUGUAGACCGUACAUGGCUCCCGAACGGAUUGACCCCAGCGCCUCCAGACAGGGUUAUGACGUCCGCUCGGAUGUGUGGAGUUUGGGAAUCACGCUGUAUGAGCUGGCGACAGGACGCUUCCCGUACCCCAAAUGGAACAGCGUGUUUGAUCAGCUGACGCAGGUGGUAAAGGGAGACCCACCGCAGCUCAGCAACUCUGAGGAGAGGCAGUUUUCACCCAAAUUCAUCCAGUUUGUCAAUCUAUGCCUUACAAAGGACGAGUCAAAAAGGCCAAAGUACAGAGAACUGCUGAAGCAUCCGUUCAUCCUGAUGUAUGAAGAGCGGGUCGUGGACGUGGCCAGUUAUGUCUGCAGGAUUCUGGGUGAAAUGCCGGCGUCUCCCAGCUCGCCAAUGUAUGUGGACUGAUGGUGAGCGGCCUGUUGGGAACACGUGACGGUCCGGCCACCAUUUGGUGUACAUACAGCGCCUCACACGAAACACACGGCCCUUCACCAGCUCUCAUUUCACUGCAUUUUACUGCAGCACAUCCUGCUCUCAACAUUUGACCCUAGAGUUCAAAGCACUGAAACUCUAUUUCAAAGUGCCACAUUAAAACACUCGUGCCACUUUUUGUGCUGUAAUGUGGCUUUUGCAAAAUCGGAGUCGGAGAACAAACGUUGUGUGUAGGAUUUGUUCCUCGUUUGUGAAAUGAGAGUCCUGGUUAAGGGUCUUGAGUAUUUCUGCAAGACACCGUAAUUGUACUUUCACUUAAGUGAUUGCGUUUAAAGAGAAAUACUUCCCCAAAAACAUCUUGUGCAAUAAGAAUCGGCUCUCAUUUAAAAGCCAUUUACAUCAUGGUGUGUAAACAAGCUUCAGAUUUAGCAAAACAGCCUUUUGGGUUCAUUGCAUCAUGCUACGUUCGUGUGCAUGUGUGUGUGAGUGAGUGUGUGGAAUCAUUUCAAAAUAUUAAGAAGCAAAACUUGAAUUUGCUCAUUUAAGACAAAGACCAUCAGAUAAAGUUGAUGUGCUUACCAAAAUGAAUCAUAAGAGGAAACGCAUCCGUACUGGUGUCUUUCUUCAUACGUGUACAGACACAUCACGUUACUCUCUCUUUAUUUAAUGAAUCGGUAUGCAAAGGUGUUGUUCUGCAUCAAUGACGUGUGUUAAAGUAGCUUUACUCGCUCAAUAUGCAAUAUAAUGUCACGAUGAUCCAAAUGGUUUUCACUUUGUCAAAGAGAAUCCAGUCUGGUGUCUGAAUGCAGGCGCUGCUCAUCACUGUAAAUGUGUAUUUAUACAGACCUUUCAUUUCCACGUCAUCAAAAUAGAGGAUUCACAAAGUUCCCACAAGCUCGCUUUCGGCAUGUUAUCAGAGGAUCUGGCAUGAGUUUGCGUGGGAUACGGCCGAUAAUUCAUCCAUAGGUCACUUACGUACAACGUUUAUCAAACAUCUGAUUGUAUGAUAACAAUAAGGCGCCGGAUAGUGUUCAGAGAGCGUCAUGUUUUGAUCUAAGACAGGCCUGGGCAAAUUCGGUCCUGGAGGGCCGGUGUCCUUCCAGAGUUUAGCUCCAGCCCUGAUUAAACACACCUGAACAAGCUAAUCAGUGUGUUCAGGUUUACUAGAAAGCUACAAACAGGUGAGUUUUAUCAGGGUUGGAGCUAAACUCUCCAGGACCAAGUUUGCCCAGGUCUGAGCUAAGCUGAUGUCAUUUCCUCGUUAAUAGUCUUUCUUACUCCGGUUUCACGGCAGAAAAUCCUCAAAUGCAGUUUAAGAAAGAAUAGUGUGCACGUGGCAAAUCACGAAUGUGGGGUGAAAUAAUUUUACGGGCGAUGUGUAUUAUUAUAUUGUAUCCAGAGUGGAAACUAUGUACAGAAAAAAAAUCACUGUGAAAAUAUUUUACGUGUACGGUGAGAAGAGUAAUCUGUAAAAAUUGUAAAAGGAAAUGUGCAGGGAUACAGCGUACUAUAUGUUCAGGUUCAGGUUUAUAUAUAUAUAUAUAUAUAUAUAUAUAUAUAUAUUAACCUCUGACAGCUUUUUGUCUUAUACACGUCACGGUUAACGAGGACAUCAGCUGGUGUUAUGAAUAUGAUGAGCGUGUUUGCCUGCAGGUCAGCGGUUUAUUGUCAUUCUGCUCUGUUAGAUCUGAACACACGAUGGGCUCAAUGCUAGAAUAAAACCAAUACUCAGCCAUUCAUCGUCUCACAUUUAUUCAUCACUCAGAAAUUUAUAGUAAACGUGGAAUUGAAUGUGAAAUGUUGAAGACCGAUAUUGCAUUUUAUUGUAAAACGUACUCUGAUAUUCUUCGAAAAAUCAUUUACUAGUGCACACAGUCUGACAGUAUAAACAAUAAUCAUUAAAAAGCUCAAAAGGAAGAGUUUUUUUGGUAGUCAUCAAGACUGAUGGAGUCGGUUUGUUCGUUUUAUGUUUGUUUAUUGAACUCUGGUAGAGUAAUACAGCGGUGGAGACAAAUACUGGGACAGUUUAUAUUGUAACGUUGUUCAGUGGCCAAGCAAUACAAAAGCUUUCUGUCAUACGUAUAUAUUUUCCCCAGGAGAAACGAAAGAACAAGAAAUAAAACAAAACCUCCAUUUUCCACAGAGGUGAAGAGAAAUAGUGAACAUUUGUGCGGCAUUAGGAUCGGAGGAACCACAGCUUACAUUCGAUAAAAAAACAAAACUAUAUAACGGGAAAAAAUACAAAAUUGCAGAGUCACUUCUACCGGGCUGCUCCGUUCAUUGGCCAAUAUCAAACAUAAAAAAAUAAAAUCUACAGGAGUAUGUGACAUUCUUUACACAACAUAAAACUUUACACACAAUUCAUCUUGAUUAUAGACCUAAUAUCUUAGCUGGCUGUAUUAAAGGUACUGUUUGAAACUUUCAUGUGUAAAAAUAGAGUCUUUUAUACUCUACUGUGUCUUAAAUAUAUAAAACAGAGCUUGUUCUUGGUCUAUAAUGCCCUUAAUGCUUAUUCAGUGAACUAAAACCCAGGGUUUAUUUCUUACAAAAGUGUAUUUAUAUAAAAAUGGAUUGUCUGAAUGAUGCUUUGAGUUUCAUUUCUAUUGUAAGGCCUCACGGCUCUAGAAAAGGCACGGUAAAGAUCUGUACAAAAGCAUUCAGUGGCGCAAAAUAUGAUUAGAAACCAGAAAAUAAAAACAUUUAAUGAAAAAAAAAAAAAAAAAA
Molecule: messenger RNA, 4238 nt
Organism: Labeo rohita (rohu)
Lineage: Eukaryota; Metazoa; Chordata; Actinopteri; Cypriniformes; Cyprinidae
Gene: map2k4b
Product: mitogen-activated protein kinase kinase 4b
Exons: 13
Coding region: 240-1487 (415 amino acids)
Biological process (GO): protein phosphorylation; MAPK cascade
Molecular function (GO): ATP binding; JUN kinase kinase activity
Source: RefSeq, a predicted model, not a curated record